Molecule: messenger RNA, 666 nt
Organism: Cyphellophora attinorum
Lineage: Eukaryota; Fungi; Ascomycota; Eurotiomycetes; Chaetothyriales; Cyphellophoraceae
Exons: 3
Coding region: 1-666 (221 amino acids)
Source: RefSeq, a predicted model, not a curated record
AUGGAAAUUACGCAGCGAACAGAUACUUCCUCCACUGCCGCUCCAGAACCGCACGCCAACUACCCCUCCCUGACUCCAGCGUACACAUUCAAUUUUCGCAUUGGUGGGCCCGCCAGUCCAGUGGGAGGGCUCACUCGCGGCCAGCCGCUCACGGUUGUGCAUAUUAUUGGCGGGAGAGUCACUAGCGCGCCGCGCCAGUCUGAUGCUCCAUUAAGUACUGGAGCGGGAGGUGUUGGCGGUGGCGAUGGCAGUGGCAGUGGUAAUACUGGUAAUCCUCGGGAAGCAGAAGCUGUUGAUGAGCUCCCGAGACUGGAAGCGACUGUACGUGGCCAGGGGAUCGACUUUGUGCGGAAUGAUCCUGACGGUGGCCGGAUGAGGUUGGAUGCAGGACUUGUGGUUGAGGAUGGGGAUGGAGCUAUGAUUCAUAUCCACUACACAGGCAUAGUCGAGAUAAAUGACCAGCUCUCGGCAAUCCUGGCAGGCAGGCGUGACGCGAGGGAUACUGAGUUUGGUGCUUCUUUCAUCCAUGUGACCUUCGAGACUGGAAGCGAGAAGUACAAAGAGCUGGAGCGAGGCGUCUUUGUUGGCGCCGGGCGCUUCAUACUGGACCGAGGAGGGCUGGGUGUCGAAUAUAAGGUCAGCAGGGUUGGCUGGAAACCGCCAUGA